CUUCUAAAGAAUCAGGCAAUCUUCUAGAACGCUGGAUGUGCAUCCCACGACGUCAUCGUUUGUCUUCCCGCCAUUCCAGAGACUCAACGUACCAUAGCCAAAACACCUUUUAUGAACGCUCACCUAAAUGGAAUGACGCUCUUUAUGCAUCUUGUCAGCAAUCUAUAGGAAUAAUCAUGGCAGAAACACAAAUUUACCCUAUCGGAACCCGCAGCGAGUGUGAACGUCUCGUCCGAGACUGGGGUUUCCGACAUAUCUUUACCUGGUCUGAUGGCAGCAAUGCAUAUUACUCGCCCCAUAGACAUGCGGGCUUAACAACACAUCUUAUUCGACAGGGUACCCUUACAAUUACGUAUCCGGAGGACAAUGUUCAAUUCAAUAAUGGGGAGGUUAAGAAGGAGACAUUUGGGGUUGGGGCCCGGGUCGAUGUACCGGCUGGAAAGCUGCAUGAGGUGUGGAUUGGGGAAGACGGGUGUGAGUAUGUGAUUGGGGAGUAGAAGAGUUCGGAUACGGUUGGUGCAAGGUGUAUAUAUCAUACGACUAAGGUUCUAAUGUGAGCGGCAUGCAUUUUUGGACUCUUC
This is a messenger RNA of Aspergillus pseudotamarii, 581 nucleotides long. RefSeq lists its product as uncharacterized. NCBI's taxonomy places the organism in Eukaryota, Fungi, Ascomycota, Eurotiomycetes, Eurotiales, Aspergillaceae. The coding region runs from base 36 to 497 and encodes 153 amino acids. The record is from RefSeq and is a predicted model, not a curated record. The transcript is spliced from 2 exons.